AUGCCAAGUUACAUCCCGAGCUCCCCGCUGACAAUGCGAAUGCGGGUGACAUCCAAGGUGGUGGAGUCACAGCCAGGAGUUCUGGGCGCUUUGGUUCCCCUAGACAAGGUUGGGCGUGGUUUUCUGCGCGGAGGCUGCAAGGCUGGGAGGAGGAGUCUAGGAGCGGGAGUAUGCAAAGGCUCUCUUCGCUAUUCCGGGAAAGGACUGGUGGUGCCCCAGAGAAAGGAAGACCAGCUUUGGGGAAAACUGAGUAGUCAGGGACUGAACAAGCUUGGGAGUGAAAGGCUGAGACCCGAGGCGGCCCAUCCUCCUGGCACCCGCCGCCCCGGCGUUGAGACGCCGGUGGCCCUACCCGCAGCAGCUGGGAUGCCUGGCGAAGCUUGGGCGCUGGCGGUGGCGCUGGUGCUCCUGGCCCAGGCGCAAGGUCAGCCAGGUAGGUCGCUGGCGGGUGGGAGCGCAGGGGCGCUGCCUGCGGAAUGCUCUCCUGGGGGCCACAGGUUUCUUCAGAGUCCUUACAGAAGUAUCCAUUUUGACUCGAUGCACCUCCAGCAGUCUGCUGCUCAAGAGAUGAUAUGUGAUCAUUCCCUUUCUUCUGGAUGGUAUCGAUUUCUCCUCUUUGACAGACCUGCUGAGAUGCCAACUAAAUGUGUUGAGAUGAACCACUGUGGAACUCAGGCCCCCAUCUGGCUUUCUCUAAGAGAUUCAGAAACACUGCCUUCUCCUGGGGAGAUAAAGCAACUGACAGCUUGUGUCACGUGGCAGUUUUUGUUUAGCACUACACAAGACUGCUGUCUCUUUCAAAUCCCAGUGUCUGUACGAAACUGUGGGCAAUUUUAUGUGUACUUACUACAACCCACUCAGGGAUGUAUGGGCUAUUGUGCAGAAGCUAUUUCUGAUGCAAAAUUACACACAUGUGGACCAGAAGAAAUAGAAAUUGGAGGGGAUUGUGUUGGUCAGGUGUCGGCCUCAUUGCCACCUCCACCUCCAGGAAGGCCAGAGGUUGUGGUGGAGCUGAUUGAGUCCAGGCUCUUCUGUAGGUGUGCUUUUGAUGUUUCCCCUACAAACAGCUCGGUGGGAUUUCUCAUAGCUUGGUCUAGGCUUUCUUCUCAAGAAAUCAAAGAGGAGCUGAAACAGGAGACCACAGUUCAGGCAUUUUCUCUUUUAGAACUUGAUGGCAUAAAUCUCAGACUUGGAGACAGGAUAUUCUGUAGUGCAUCCAUCUUUUUCUUGGAGAAACCACAUAUACAAAGUUUAGCCAUCGAAAGCCAGGAAUUUUUUGCGGGCAUAAAGUUACAACCUGAAUUGAGUACUAUAUCAGAAGAUGGGAAAGAAUACCAGCUGAGGAUAGAGAGUACAAUUCCUAUUGUUUGUUCUGAAUUUAGUGAGCUUGAUCAAGAAUGCAAAAUCUCAUUAAAGCUGAAAACUGUUGAUCAAGGUAAAGAACACCCUGGCGUAAACUUGGCACUGUCUUCCUGCAAUGUGGACCUCCACCAGACAACAUCCUGUGCCAACGGCACCUAUGGCCAAGCUUCCCUGUAUUACAUCGCUGUCUCAGAUUUUUCACAAGAUGGAGACAGAGUUACGAACAUUGUUGUAGAACCUAUAGUGAAUAAGGAUUUCCUGUGGAACAGCUAUAUUCCAGACAGCAUCCAGAUCAGAGUCAAGGAUGUCCCAACAGCUUACUGCUAUUCGUUUACUGAUCCACAUAUAAUUACCUUUGAUGGCAGGGUAUAUGAUAAUUUCAAGACUGGAACAUUUGUACUUUACAAGAGUACAACACGUGAUUUUGAAGUCCAUGUGCGUCAAUGGGACUGCGGAAGCCUUCACUACCCUGCGUCAUGUAACUGUGGGUUUGUGGCCAAAGAAGGAGGAGAUGUCGUUACUUUCGAUAUGUGCAGUGGUCAGCUACAUGAAUUACGACCAUAUUUAUUUGUAAAGAGCCAAGAUGCAUCCAGCAAUAUCAAGAUAAGUGAAUCUUAUUUAGGACGAAAAGUCACAAUUUCAUUUUCUUCUGGAGCAUUUAUUCGUGCUGACUUGAGUGAAUGGGGCAUGAGUUUAACCAUUAGGGCAUCCAGUUCAGAUUACAAAAACACUUUAGGACUCUGUGGAACCUUUGAUGAGAACCCAGAAAAUGAUUUCCAUGAUAAAAAUGGGAUAAAAAUUGACCAACAUUUUAAUAAUUGUGCUGCUUUUAUUAAUGAAUGGAGGAUUUUACCAGGGAGAAGCAUGUUUGACAAGAUGCCAAUUUCUCAGACUUUGCCUGCAAAACUAUCCUAUUGUAGCUGCUCAAUGGAUACCGCCUCCAGGUACCCGUUUUCUAAUCAUCUGGAUGGUGUUCCUCAACCAGAAAUUGCUUCAGGUUGCAAAGACCUCAAACAUGUCAGAUUCUCUUCUUUGAUACCAGAACUAGAUGUCACCUCUGAAUAUAUUAAUUCAGAAGCUCUGGUUGGGAUGAUAAACAAGCAUACAUCUAGAGAAGAAAAUAAUUUGAAUUUCUUACUGCAAGGAAAGAAGUACAUAGACCUCACAAAACGGGACGUACAUUUACAAUAUCCUGGGAAUGAAAAACAAGAUGCACCAAAAUAUUCAGACAAGGAGAAACAUAAGCAGGACCAGGGUCGCCACAGACAACAAAUGAGGUGGAAUCCACAAAACAGAUGGAAACGGCAACAUUUCAAUGAGUUUCCUCCUUUGUUUGCUUUCCAAAGUCUCAGCCAGACCAACCUGGAACAGUUUACUUAUUUUUUCCCUGAGGACCACACUGAGGAUAUCCACCAAGAGUUUGUCCCCCAGUGGCCCACACCCUCUGGCCUUACCCAGGACAGCAGCCUGAAACUCUGUCAGCACACUCUAGCCAAUUCCAGCAUAGGCAGGCUCUGUUUUGACUUUCUUGGUAAAAGACUAGACCAUGUUGUAGAUAUGUGUGUUAAGGACAUUCUGUUGAAAGAUGAUGUUAGCUGGGCAGAAGCAGGUGUGGCCCUUCUAGAAAAUGAAUGUGAAAAGAGGAUUUUGGAAGAGGGGAAAUAUAACACAAAAGAAUAUGGCAAGUCAACUGAAGACAUUCUCUUGGUAUUAAAAUGUCCCAAUUUAUGCAGUGGCAAUGGGCAGUGUAUGGAUUGGGGGUGUGCAUGUCUCCCAGGCUUCAGCUCCUAUGACUGCAGUGAUUGGUAUGACAAAGUUCCUGAAAUCACAGAGCUUGAGAAUGCUGGAUUCUGUGAUGUUCAAAAGCAUAAUUGUACGAUGGUGAGAGUUUUUGGUCAAGGCUUCAAAGAAUCACCUUCCAUUAACUGUGAAGUUACUAAACUGCAGUAUAAUAGUAGUAAAUGGGUGCUUGGAGAACCUGUCUAUACACUGGCAGUUUUUCAGAACAGCAGAACUGUUGAUUGUCAGCUGCCCAGUGAUGUCCAGCAGUCUGAUACCAUGGAUGUGAUGGAUCAGAAACCAAUUAUGAAGUGGCAAUUAAAGGUAUCUAAUGAUGGUUAUAAAUUCAGUAAUUCCAAAACAAUGAUCAUAUAUGAUGGUGCUUGUCAAGUUUGUGGUCUCUACAAAAAUAACUCAUGUACUAUAAAGGAGAAUGUUUGCAUUAUCCGUGGACUCUGCUACACUGAAGGGGAUAGAAAUCCUACCAGUCCUUGUUUGAUCUGUAGAUCCCAAAUCUCAAAAUUUACCUGGUCAUUUUUAGAAAGCAAAAACUGCCAGGAAGAUGCUGAUGAGUGUGCAUCUGGGCCUUGCUUUCCAGGAGUAGAGUGCUUCAAUACCUUUGGCUCCUAUCAUUGUGGUUCAUGUCCAAAAGGAUUUUAUGGUGAUGGGAAAACCUGUCAUGCUGAAAUAGAGUUUUUAAAUGAACUUACUACACAAAUUGCAGUUCUCACAAGGUCUCACAAAAGUGUAAUUAUGGAAGAGGAUGGUAAAAGUGCCAAACAAGGAGAAAAUGACAUUAAGCCAACAAGCAGAAAUGCCUCUAACUUGAAUUUUCAGCCACUUUCCACAGAGCAUUCACUAACUGGUGCAAGAUUUACCCCUAGUCCUCCUCCGUUCAAAAGGUUCUUGAGUACAAUGAACAUCUCCUAUCUGUCACCAAAAUCAAUUAUGACUCAGAUGGAUAAUUCAAAGAAGUCUGUUUCUCAACUGAUACCUGGUUAUGAACAUGUGGAUCAUAUUCUCAGUGCAGAUCUCAGUGUGGAUGAAUUGAAAGAUCCUACAAACCACAGUCAUUCUUUAAGCAUUAAUCCCAACAGUUCUCUUGGCCAAGGGAGGGAUAUUUUCUACAGCACCAUCCAAAUAGAGACAGGAGAAUAUCAUUCUCUCAUAAACAGUUCUUUGCAAGGUUACACACAAUAUGAAGAUGAGUUUGUAGCAUCAGUUACUAAAGCAGUCACUAUUUUGCCACAGAAGUUUGGAUCAACCAAAAUAUCAACUUGUGCUGAGUCGCCUUGUUUUCUUGGUGUUUCCUGUGUGCCAACCACAGGUGGCCACUUCAAGUGUGGACGCUGCCCCACUGGGUAUUAUGGAGAUGGUGUCAAUUGCAGAGCUGUUUGUAGACAUCCAUGUGGAAGGAGCAGGGAAUGUGUGGCACCAAACAUAUGCAAAUGCAGACCAGGUUAUACUGGUUCCAACUGCCAAACUGCUGUAUGUCAGCCUGCUUGUAAAAACCAUGGGAAAUGCAUGAAGCCUAACGUCUGCAAAUGUCCUCCAGGAUAUGGUGGAACAACGUGCAAUGAAGAACAUUGUAGCCCACCUUGUCAACAUGGUGGCACGUGCUUGCCUGGCAAUCUCUGUACUUGUGCUUAUGGUUUUGUGGGAUCGAGGUGUGAAACAAUGGUUUGCAAUAGGCACUGUGAAAAUGGAGGUGCAUGUCUCGCACCAGAUGUUUGUCAAUGCAAGCCUGGUUGGUAUGGACCCACCUGUAGUACAGCUUUAUGUGACCCUGUUUGCCUCAAUGGUGGCUCCUGUUACAAACCAAACACUUGCCUCUGCCUGAAUGGAUUUUUUGGUGCACACUGUCAGAAUGCUAUCUGUCACCCUCCCUGCAAGAAUGGUGGCCACUGCAUGAGAAAUAAUGUGUGUGUCUGCUGUGAAGGAUACACUGGUAGGAGAUGCCAAAAAAGCAUCUGUGAUCCCAUGUGCAUGAAUGGAGGAAAAUGUGUGGGACCAAACAUUUGCUCCUGCUCUUCCGGUUGGAGUGGGAAAAGAUGCAAUAUACCUAUUUGCUUUCACAAAUGUAAAAACGGUGGUGAGUGCAUUGCCCCCAGCAUCUGCCACUGUCCUCCCACCUGGGAAGGAGCGCAGUGUCAAAUACAAACCAGUCCUGAAUUGUCUCUUUUAAAUUUUUUCCAAGCUGUUAAAAAGAAAGUUAUAGGAGCUGAACAACUUUCUUUGCCAUGCCCUUCUGCCAUGAUACCUUGUAGCAGGCCAGAGAAGCUCUGA
Molecule: messenger RNA, 5427 nt
Organism: Marmota monax (woodchuck)
Lineage: Eukaryota; Metazoa; Chordata; Mammalia; Rodentia; Sciuridae
Gene: Vwde
Product: von Willebrand factor D and EGF domains
Exons: 28
Coding region: 1-5427 (1808 amino acids)
Biological process (GO): anatomical structure development
Cellular component (GO): cell surface; extracellular region
Molecular function (GO): calcium ion binding; signaling receptor binding
Source: RefSeq, a predicted model, not a curated record